Molecule: messenger RNA, 2518 nt
Organism: Malaya genurostris
Lineage: Eukaryota; Metazoa; Arthropoda; Insecta; Diptera; Culicidae
Exons: 2
Molecular function (GO): catalytic activity
Source: RefSeq, a predicted model, not a curated record
AUGGAGAACAACAGUUACAACGUCGCAACUAUAAACAUAAACACAAUAACCAAUCCCACCAAACUAAACGCACUUCAUAGUUUUCUACGAACGUUGGAUAUCGACAUUGUUUUCCUACAGGAGGUUGAAAACGAGCAACUCUCGCUACCUGGUUAUAAUGUAAUAUGCAAUGUUGACCACGCGAAAAGAGGGACAGCUAUUGCCUUAAAAGAACACAUUCAGUUCUCCAACGUUGAAAAAAGCCUCGACAGUCGCCUCACAUCGCUGCGUAUAAAUAACACAACCUUGUGCAAUAUAUACGCCCCAUCUGGUACGGCUAUGAGAGCUGAACGAGAAAGGUUUUACAACAACACACUAGCAUACUACCUUCGGCACCCGACUGAGCACGUGAUCCUGGCAGGAGAUUUUAACUGCGUACUUCGGCAAUGUGACGCAACUGGUAGCAACACGAGUCCCGCUCUGCAAGCUACCAUACAACAGAUGCAGCUACAUGAUGUGUGGGUAAAGCUAUGUCCACAAGUACCCGGUUACACAUACGUAACACACAACUCGUCUUCAAGGCUCGAUCGUUUUUACAUCAGCCCGAGUCUUCUUAACCAUCUGAGGAACGCAAAUACUCACGUGUGCUCGUUCACGAACCACAAGGCUGUCACGGUGAGAAUAUGUCUCCCUCAUCUCGGGAGAGAACCUGGUCGCGGCUAUUGGUCUCUCCGCCCACACCUUCUGACGACUGAAAACAUUGACGAAUUCAAAAUCAAAUGGCAGUACUGGACUCGCCAACGUCGGAAUUUCCAAUCAUGGACAGAAUGGUGGCUAAAAAUCGCCAAGCCAAAAAUAAAAUCAUUUUUUCGAUGGUUAUCGAAGCUGGCGUUUGACGACUUUCAUCGUGAACACCAGCGAUUAUACAAUCAACUUCGCAGAGCGUACGAUUGUUACUACCAAAAUCCGAGUAUGUUAAAAACGAUCAACCAGCUUAAAGCACAAAUGUUGGUGCAUCAGCGGAAAUUCACUCACAUGUUCGUCCGCAACAACGAAACGUACAUUGCAGGAGAACCGAUGUCUACAUUCCAAUUAGGUGAGAGAAGAAAAAAAAGAACGAUCAUCACGAAACUGCAGACUGAGAACGAUAAUAUGCUAGAACGCUCCGAAGACAUCGAGCAGCACAUGUUGGAAUACUUCCGAAAAAUGUACGCAACGGACGAAACACCAAACGAUCGUGACACAGACUUCGUUAGCAACAGGGUGAUACCUGAAAACGAUGAAGCGAACAAUGUUAGCAUGAGAGAGAUAACGACGGCAGAAAUUUUAGCAGCAAUUAAAACGAGCGCCCCGAAAAAAUCUCCAGGUUCCGACGGACUACCGAGAGAGUUUUACUUGCGAACGUUUAAUGUGAUACAUAGAGAACUCAAUCUCGUGAUGAACGAGGUUUUACAAGCAAACUUCACGGCCGAAUUCGUGGACAGUGUCAUAGUGCUCGUCAAGAAAAAAAAGACAGACCGAAUCGCACAGCUGAUCGUUCGUAAACAGAGAGCCAAAUUAAUCUCGUUCGACUUAGACCACGCGUUCGAUCGGGUGAACCGAAAAUUCCUAUUCGGUAACAUGUGCUCACUCGGUAUCAACCCAAGAUUAGUAGCAUUACUCGAACGUUUAGCUGAAUUGACGUCGUGUCGGCUAAUAGUAAACGGACAUAUUUCGGUACCCUUCCCAAUACAACGAUCUGUCGCCCAAGGAAACCCCCUGUCGUCUCUAUGUUUCUCGCUCUACAUUGCCCCACUACUACUGCAACUCGAACGUAUCUGUGGAACUGAUCUAAUUGUGGCUUAUGCCGAUGAUAUUACUGUCAUUGCUACUAGUGUGGAAAAAAUCGAGAGAAUACGCAAUGUGUUUACACGUUUCUCUCAAGUGUCUGGAGCAGUACUCAACCUCGCGAAAACAGCAUCUAUUGAUGUAGGGCUUAUUGAUGGAAGAUGUCUGGCCGUACCAUGGCUACGGACAGAGAAUACGGUAAAGGUACUGGGUGUGACGUACGCCAAUUCGAUCCGACUGAUGACUAAACUUAACUGGGAUGACGCGGUGAAAAAACUUACACAACUCCUGUGGUUACAUUCGAUGCGAACUCUUACACUACUACAAAAAGUAGCAUUACUGAAUACGUUCGGUACAUCCCGAAUUUGGUAUCUUGCGUCCACCCUACAUCCGUCAAAUGCGCACAUAGCUAAGAUAACCUCAAUCAUGGGCACAUUCCUGUGGCGAGGAUACAUAGCCAGGAUACCAAUGCAGCAGCUCGCUCGUGAUCGUAACCAAGGCGGGCUAAAACUUCAGCUUCCGGUGUUCAAAUGCAAAUCGCUUUUGAUUAAUCGUCAUCUAAAAGAGAUCGAUUGUAUGCCGUUUUACAAAUCUUUUCUAGAAAACAUAUCUCGACCAAACACUUCACCUGCCGACUGCCCCUGUCUCAAACUGAUUCAACAGCAACUGCAAAACCUACCCUUAGAAAUUCAGCAAAAUUCAUCCACCGAUA